This is a messenger RNA of Aphanomyces astaci, 672 nucleotides long. RefSeq lists its product as hypothetical. Bases 26 to 463 code for a protein of 145 amino acids. Gene Ontology annotation, cellular component: Golgi membrane; trans-Golgi network. The transcript is spliced from 3 exons. Lineage: Eukaryota; Oomycota; Saprolegniomycetes; Saprolegniales; Verrucalvaceae. Gene Ontology annotation, biological process: Golgi to plasma membrane protein transport; Golgi to endosome transport; protein localization to Golgi apparatus. The record is from RefSeq and is a predicted model, not a curated record.
GCUCGCUUCCUUGACACUCGCGAAGAUGCCAAAGUUUUACGGCCGCGGACAAUGGGACCCCAAGCUCAUCUUCCUCCAGAUCGUGUGCAUGCAGUGCUCGCAUUACCUGGCGCUGGGUCUGCUCCUCGCCCUCUUCCACGGACGCAACAUCACGAUGGACCAGUUCUUCUCGUACAAGUUUCAUGCGUUUGAAAGCAUCGAUGGGAUGCAGACAUCGACGGCGCAUGUGUUGGGCGGCCUCUGGAGCGCGCUCUUUCUGUGUGUGAUUGUCGAGCGGGCGAAGAAAUGCCUCGACUUUGGUCUCACGCUAUACUUUAUUGACUUUGUUUUCUGUUGUCUCUACGGGGGCGUUCCAUCGAGCCUGAGCUGGUGGGCCGUGCACGUCAUUUCGCUUGGCAUUACAGUCGUGCUCGGUAGGUCCGUCUUUGAGUUUUCAUCCCCGAUAUAUUGCACGUGUCCGUAGGCGAGUACUUGUGUUCGGUGCGCGAACUCCAAGAGAUCCCCAUGCUCGACUUGUUCACGCAUCGCCGCCCCCACUCCCCGACCAAGUCGUCGUAUGCUCCUCUGCCUACCUCGAACAAUACCAUAGCCCCCGAAAAGCAAUCUUAACGCAAUCCUAGUACUACAUACACACUUACAGCAGUCUUCACCUCACCAUGUCUAACGUCAUGU